AUGCAUCCUCUCAGGUUGUUCAUCGCCGCGUUGGCGCCUGCGACUCUCAUCAAUGGUCUGGCCCCCCGAGGCAAUCAUGGACUAGACUACGGCUCCGCCCCGAACCGCACUAUCGUGUCACUUGUUCACGUGAAGCGCGAUGUUCCAAUAGCCGCUCGAGAUAUCGAAGAAGCUGGUCAACACGGUGUCGAUCUCAACAAAAUGUACAAACACUCCAUCCUAAAGCACUUUGAUGGUAGUGACUACACUGUCUGGGUCCACAACUCAUUUGACCCCAAUGUCAAGGAUCAUGAGAAGGGAGCAAAUGACACCGCUGCGUUGGGGAAGCGCUGGCAGAGGGAUGGAACCACUAAGCACAGGAUGCCCAACAGGUUUCGGUUGGCCAACCGAACGGAUACUUGCGAAAAGUCAGACUGGAAAGUGCGAACUGACAAGCACUCGGCAUUCUCUAACGGAGCUGAUGCCAUUGUUGAAUGGACUUACCACAACAAGGGUGCCUGGAGACUUGCACCUGAGGACGCCUUCUACAGCACCGAUCUUCUGAUAAGCGGUACUAACACGGGUUCUAACAUGAGAUUCUCAGUCCGAAAGGAAGCAGGACGUGUUGUGGUCCUCGGGACUAAGGAUGUCCGUGACGUCACAAAUGGAGCCAUUCAUCGAUUCACGAGGAAGAUCAAAGGUGUGUUACGUCUGGCUGGCAAGGGAAAGAUGAAGUGCUGGGAUGAGAGCGAAGGCGAAAACAUGCUUUGGUGGGAGUUUGACCGAAGUGAUCGGGACAUCGAGCCUUAA
Messenger RNA from Fusarium musae, 789 nucleotides. RefSeq lists its product as uncharacterized. Lineage: Eukaryota; Fungi; Ascomycota; Sordariomycetes; Hypocreales; Nectriaceae. The transcript has 2 exons. The record is from RefSeq and is a predicted model, not a curated record. The coding region runs from base 1 to 789 and encodes 262 amino acids.